AUGGAUUCCACGGCGGAGGGCGCGCGCGACGCGAAACGAGCGAGACUAACCCCAUCCCCACCCGCACCCGGUGACGACGCCGACCUGAUCAGCGGCCUCGACGACGACGUGCUCCUCCGCGUCCUCGGCCUGGUGGCGGACGUGCGGGACGCGGCGCGGACGGCCGCGCUCUCGAGGCGGUGGCUCCGCCUGUGGACCCGAGCCCCCGCCCUCCGUUUCGCCUCCCAGCCGGUGCCCAGGGCCGCAGCUAACGCCGCCGAAAGGCGCGCCGCCGUGGACCGGUACGUCGCCUUCGUCAACGGCAUCCUCGCCCGGCGCACCACCCAAUCCGACGACGGCGCCGCCGCCAUCGAGAGCCUGGCGAUCUCGUGUAGCAGGGACGACGUAUCAAUCGGCGGUGCCAACUCUGACCACGAUCUGGAACGACGGCUGAUGAUGGCGGCGUCCGUCGACGCGGCGCGAGGGUGGAUCCGGUACGCAUUUCAGCACGGGAUGAGGUCUCUGAUCCUCGACGUGCAUCUGAUGCCGGUGCGCCCGAGGCUCUGCGGAGAACGCGAGGAUGGGGAAGGGGAUGACGAGAAGCCGGCGGCGGUGCUUCUUCCCGACGACCUCCCUAGCCCCGCAAGGCUGGAGACUAUGCGCCUGUCGUUGGGCGGCGCAAGGCUCCGGCUCUCCUCCGCCACCGUGAAAUUCGCAUCGCUCAAGGAUCUCUCGCUCGAAAGGAUCAGGAUCGCUGACGGCGGCGGCGCUCGCCUCCUUGCCCGCCUCGUGUCGGCGGCGAGCUGCCCGCACCUGCAGAAGCUGCGCAUGAGCAGGCUCCGGUUUCCUAAUUUCGGCGGAGAGAUGCGGCUCGAAGCCGACGCGCUCUCCGAGCUGUGGGUGGAGGACAUGAGCAUGAUGUCGCUGGAGCUGAGCACUCCUGGCCUCCGGAUUCUGCACAUAGACGAUUGCUACCUCGAGGUGCUUAGCCUCUCAGCUCCGAGGCUGGAACAAGCUGCCUUGUUCUUCGGACAAGGAUCAGGAUGGCCGCUUCGGUUGUUUCAGGUCGAUGGGGAUUUGCCGUGCUUGCUGAGCCUCAAGAUCUGCAUGUGGGCAUAUCGUGCUCUUGACUUCCAUUGCAUAGGCGAGCAGAACGAUUGCUACACACUCCUCUUGAAGCACUGCAGCCUACGCACACGCCUUGAAGUCACUCUUGGCGGUGGAAAGAAUAAUCUGUCUAAGGAACACGAGGACGUGAUAAAAGAUAAGGUACCACACCUCCCUCAGAUCACAUCUCUGACUGUUAAUGUUUCUGAUGAAUUUGAGAGGCAUGACUUUGGAGCUGGCGUUGCAAGCCUCCUCACAAGAUUCACCAACCUUAGACACCUCAGCCUACAUUUACCCUUCUUCGUCACCCUGUACUAUGAUCUAGGUGAAGGAUUAGAUCUGGAAUGUGAUCACCCAGACCAUUGGGCAUCCUAUGAGAUCUCCAUGGCUCACCUGCAGGAAGUAGAGCUUACUGGGUUGACAGGAAUUGAUUGUGAACUCUGGUUCAUGGAAGCCGUGAUCGCAAGUGCCAGAAGACUUCGUAAAGCUUCUAUAAGUUUCAACACUGAAUGUUGGCAGCAUGAGUGCAAGAUGGAUGCAUUUGAGCGUAUGCUACUUGAUGAAGGAAUGCGGACUUCCUGUCGUGACAAAUUUAAGCUCACCUGUCUUAUUAAUAAGUGA
This is a messenger RNA of Panicum virgatum (switchgrass), 1707 nucleotides long. RefSeq lists its product as uncharacterized. The record is from RefSeq and is a predicted model, not a curated record. The transcript has 3 exons. NCBI's taxonomy places the organism in Eukaryota, Viridiplantae, Streptophyta, Magnoliopsida, Poales, Poaceae. Gene Ontology annotation, molecular function: protein binding. The coding region runs from base 1 to 1707 and encodes 568 amino acids.